Molecule: messenger RNA, 1791 nt
Organism: Salvelinus namaycush (lake trout)
Lineage: Eukaryota; Metazoa; Chordata; Actinopteri; Salmoniformes; Salmonidae
Product: gastrula zinc finger protein XlCGF17.1-like
Exons: 1
Biological process (GO): regulation of transcription by RNA polymerase II
Molecular function (GO): DNA-binding transcription factor activity; RNA polymerase II cis-regulatory region sequence-specific DNA binding
Source: RefSeq, a predicted model, not a curated record
UUUGACUCUCAGUGUGUAUCACACCAACUGAUUGGUUUUUCUGUUGUUCACACAGGAGACCAUGUUGAGACAUUCUCUUCAUCCAGAGAGCAACAGCAGGAAGAUCACAGAGCUAAGAGGUCUCACCACUGCCCACAUUGUGAGGAGAUUUUCCCAAUUCUAUCAAAGCUAAAAAUACACCUAAAAAUACACACAGAAGAAAAUCUGUAUUCCUGCACUGACUGUGGGAAGAGUUUCACAACAUCAAGGGCUCUGACAGUUCAUCAGAGAGUACACACAGGAGAGAAGCCUUACUCCUGCUCUGACUGUGGGGAGAGUUUCUCCCAACAGAGCAACUUAAAAAAACACCAACGUAUACAUACAGGAGAGAAGCCUUACUCUUGCUCGGCCUGUGGGAGGAAUUUCUCUCAACAGAGCAACUUCAAAAAACACCAACGUAUACACACAGGAGAGAAGCCUUACUCCUGCUCUGACUGUGGAAAAGGCUUCACAACAUCAUCUGAGCUAACAGUUCAUCAGAGAACACACACAGGAGAGAAGCCUUACUUCUGCUCUGACUGUGGAAAGAGUUUCUCCCGAUUGGAUACCUUAAAAGUACAUGAACGUGUACAUACAGGAGAGAAGCCAUACUCCUGCUCUGACUGUGGAAAAUGCUUCACAACAUCAUCUGAGCUAACAGUUCAUCAGAGAACACACACAGGAGAGAAGCCUUACUUCUGCUCUGACUGUGGAAAAAGUUUCUCCCAAUUGGAGAAGUUAAAAUGUCACCAGCAAAUACAUACAGACCAAAAGUCUUACUUCUGCUCCGACUGUGGGAAGAGUUUCACCCGAUUGGAUACCUUAAAAUGUCACCAGCGUAUACAUACAGGAGAGAAGCCUUACUUCUGCUCUGAUUGUGGGAAGAGUUUCACCCGAUUGGAUACCUUAAAAUGUCACCAGCGUAUACAUACAGGAGAGAAGCCUUUCUCCUGCUCUGAUUGUGGGAAUAGUUUUUCUGAUCCGAGCAGCUUAACAACACACCAGCGUAUACAUACAGGAGAGAAGCCUCAUCAGUUCUCUCAGACAAGCUAAGAUUAAAGUCACCAUCACUUCCUUCUCAUCUCAUAAAUUAAGUGGUAACAGUGAAUUUGAUAACAUUUAAGAAAGAGUAAACAACUAUUGGGAUCCUACUGUUUCUCACUGUAAGAGAAUUGUGCAGUGGAAAGGGAGUGUUGUAGAAUGUUAGCUUCUCGUUAAUUUACUGAUCAGUGUGCACCUUGUCAGUUUAAAAAAUAUAUAUUUGAUUUAUUUUUUAGCUUUUACUCUGAAGAUAUUGAGAGUACCUUGAAUUUGCCCUUAGGGUUGAAUGCCCUCUGAGGCUUCUCACAUUGUAACAAUGGAGUCUGAUGGCUGACUGGGUGGUACUGCAUCCCUCUGCAGUUUUCUGUGGGAAUGAGCUAGUAGACAACAUGUAUCAGAUAGAGAUGGUGUGAUGAUCAGUGUAGAUUCAACAUGUAUCAGAUAGAGAUGGUGUGAUCAGUUUUCUGUGGGAAUGAGUUAGGAGACACAACAUGUAGAUAGAUAGAGAUGGAGAUGGUGUGAUCAGAUAGAGAUGGUGUGAUCAGUUUUCAUCAUUAGUUUGUGUGGAUUAUUUUUUUUACUACUAAGUAACUUUUGUUUAAUGAUGCACAUACUUUGAAAUGACUACGUGUUUAUUAAAUUGUCUUACAUUCAAUGACAAAUAAUAAAUCUAGUAUUUGGUUGACUGCAUUGAACUUGAUGUGCUAAUUAAAAAUACAUAUUAUACAUGAA